This is a messenger RNA of Nematostella vectensis (starlet sea anemone), 2151 nucleotides long. RefSeq names its product DNA-dependent metalloprotease SPRTN. Gene Ontology annotation, biological process: DNA repair. Gene Ontology annotation, cellular component: nucleus. The transcript is spliced from 6 exons. Gene Ontology annotation, molecular function: metalloendopeptidase activity; polyubiquitin modification-dependent protein binding; single-stranded DNA binding. The record is from RefSeq and is a predicted model, not a curated record. NCBI's taxonomy places the organism in Eukaryota, Metazoa, Cnidaria, Anthozoa, Actiniaria, Edwardsiidae. Bases 421 to 1890 code for a protein of 489 amino acids.
GGCAGGUUUUGGCUAGCGCCGCGUCGGGGACUGUUCGCGCCACGGGGUAGUAGCUGAGAUUACGCAACGUAACUUGACCGGGUUUAUUAAUCAAACACGGAGAGCGCAUCGCAAACAAGGCAAAUUUCAGCUUAGGGUAAUUCGUGGUUUAUUAUCAGAAUUUGACCUAACACACUCUGUUCCUACCGCCCUAACACACUCUGUUCCUACCGCCCUAACACACUCUGUUCCUACAAAAGUAUCUCGUUCGUGGCGAGAGACUGGGGAUAGGGACAUUGUUCUGCGCACGCGCAAUUCAACAACAACAUCAAUUUAGCGCCAUCUUUGAUUUCUACUGGUGGCGAGUUCUACUAAAGCUUUUUUUUAUUUGAGAUAAUUUCUAUAGGAAUUAAUAAUAGAAAAGUCAAUUAUCAUCAAACAAUGAGCGAAGACGAUGACUUAGCCUUUGCCUUAUUUCUACAAGAGCAGUUCAAUAAUGAAUCGUCAAAUGAUACAAAGAUCGCUCAAACGAACCAAAAACUGCCGACAUCGAUAGUUGAUGAUGCCUGGGAGAUGAUUGAUCCUGUGCCCGAUAUCCGUCAAAUGUUCCUGCAGUUUAACGAAGCGUAUUUCUGGGGACAGUUGGCUUCUGUUGAAGUGAGAUGGAGCCCUAAGAUGACGCUCUGUGCUGGACUGUGCUGUUAUGAGGGCAGAGGAGGACUUUGUUCCAUCCGGCUUAGUGAACCACUUUUGAAACUCAGACCCAGGAAGGAUCUAGUACAGACACUUUUGCAUGAGAUGAUCCAUGCGCUGCUUUUUGUUACUCAAAAUAAUAAGGAUCACGAUGGCCAUGGCCCAGAAUUCCACAAACACAUGUACAGAAUCAACAAGGCAACAGGAACAAAUAUCACAGUGUAUCACAACUUUCAUGAUGAGGUUGAUGUUUAUCGGCAGCAUUGGUGGAAAUGCAAUGGUCCGUGCCAAAACAGGCCUCCAUUCUAUGGUGUUGUCAAGCGUUCAAUGAACAGGGCACCUGCCCCACGUGAUACAUGGUGGGCCGAGCACCAAGCUAAAUGUGGAGGGACUUUCAGUAAAGUGAAAGAACCAGACAAUUACAAGAAGAAAAAGACAAAAUCGAAGGAUAAUAACAGUGAAACAAAAGCAAAGGCUGGUACUUCCGGGCUAGCCAAGAAUAAAACAAAGGAUAAUGGAACACCAAAUUUGCCAUCAUUAUUUGAACGAAUUAAGAAAAAGAACAACACAACAAAUAAUGGGGAAACAACUAGUCAAGUUACAAUCAAUUCCUCAGGGACCCCUGCACUUCCUAAACUUGCAUCUUUUGACACAGAAAAUAGCUCACUUGUAAAUAGCAGUAGCACCAGUGGAAGCCAUGUGGAUAUUAAGGAAUUAUCCAAUGGCAGCAUUAAAGAAUCUUCUGACUGUGAAAAUGAGAAUGCAUCUAAGCGAAGGAAAACUGAGGAUCCUGCAAGCCAUAUUGUUCCAUUUUCUGGAAAAGGAUAUGUUCUGGGAGCUAGAAAUAAGGCAAAUGAUAAAGACAGUCAUUCGGGUUCUGAAGGAAAUAUAAGAGUCAAGAGAAGCAAACAGGAUAAGAUCAUGCUAGACAAAAAAACCUCUGAGAAGACAAAAGGCUCUAUCGCACCAAAAGAAAAGAAUACAAGUACAGGCAAAUCAGCUAGGAAAACUUCCAUUUUGACAAUUGAAGAUGCUUUUAAGCAAGCAGAGAAGACUGAAAGUGUUCAAUCACCUUCUGGGAGCUGCUCUAAACCUAUAACAGUGUUGGAUUCCCCAGUCUCACUCCAGACAGUCCGUAAUAAUGUUACUUGCCCUGUAUGUCAGAAAGAGAUGCCAGAAGCAAUGGUCAACCAGCACUUAGACUCAUGUCUUCUUUAGAAUGAGUAAAAGUACCAAGCAUGCAAUUUAUUACAAAAUAAGCCUAAUAAUACAGUAGGCUCAGAACACUUAAUUACUGUAUAUUAUGGAAUUUAAGUAUUCUUAUCUAGAUCUAAUUUGUGCUACAUUGAACCCUAAUAACAGGGUUGUAUUUUUGAAAUAUACAUAGAAGAUAUAUAGUAGGAUUAUUAGAUUGUUUUUCAUUAGUUCACGCAAUAUUGCCAUGUUGCAUUGCACUUCAAUAAAUGUUUUUAAAACAAA